Messenger RNA from Humulus lupulus (European hop), 1078 nucleotides. Its product is annotated as methyl jasmonate esterase 1-like. Gene Ontology annotation, biological process: jasmonic acid metabolic process; salicylic acid metabolic process. The transcript has 3 exons. The coding region runs from base 72 to 941 and encodes 289 amino acids. Gene Ontology annotation, molecular function: methyl indole-3-acetate esterase activity; methyl jasmonate esterase activity; methyl salicylate esterase activity. Lineage: Eukaryota; Viridiplantae; Streptophyta; Magnoliopsida; Rosales; Cannabaceae. The record is from RefSeq and is a predicted model, not a curated record.
UCAAAUUCAAAGAUAGGAACAUAGCAUAAGAUAUUGGCAAACUGAUCAAACCAGUUGGAACGAAAAGAAAAAUGAUGGAAAGAAAGGUUUUGGUGCUACUCUCUUUUGUGGUCAUUGUUUUCAUCGUUGAAACAAGCAAUGGAAAAUCGGAGGCUACGAAAACGGGCAAACAUUUCGUGCUAGUCCAUGGGUCUUGCCAUGGAGCUUGGUCAUGGUACAAGCUGGUGGCCCUGAUAAAAUCAUCGGGCCACAAAGUGACAGCGCUGGACUUGGCCAGUUCGGGAGUCGAUCCGCGACGGGCAAAUGAGGUCCGAUUUAUGUCUGACUACUUUAGGCCGUUGAUGGAUUUCAUGGCUGGUCUUCGUCUUCGUGAAAAUGAAAGAGUGGUUAUGGUGGGCCAUAGCCUCGGGGGAUUGACGAUUUCGAAAGCGAUGGAGGAUUUCCCGUCCAUGAUUGAUGUGGCUAUUUUUCUCACUGCCUUGAUGCCUGGCCCCUCUCUCAACGUUUCCACCCUCUACCAAGAGUCGUUAAAAAUAACAGAUGAUCAAAUGGACAAUAAUUACAUAUAUGACAAUGGUCCAAACAACCCUCCAACAGCUUUCAUUUUCGGCCAAUCGUUCCUGGCAUCAAAGGUAUACCAGAGAAGCUCGUAUGAGGAUUUGGAACUUGCAAUCAUGUUAAUGAGACCAUUACCAUUGUUUAACGAUGAGAACAUGUCCAAAGAGCUAGUCUUGAGCGAAGACAAAUACGGGUCAGUUGAUCGAGUUUAUAUCAUAUCCGAGAAUGAUAAAGUGAUGAAUAAAGAUGUCGAACGAUGGAUGCUCAAGAACAAUCAACCUAAUCAUGUGGUUACAAUUAAGGGUUCAGAUCAUAUGGUCAUGAUGUCUAACUCAAUUAGUCUCUGGAGUCAUCUUCAAAACAUCACAAAGGAAUACAAUUGAUUAGAAAAAUUAACGCUUGUGAGAUUAAGUGAUCUUGGUAGACUCUGCAAUUUAAAUAUAUAUAUAUAUAUAAAUAUAUAUAUCUUAUUUUAUAUAAGAAGGAUUUAUAUUUAACCGAGGACAUUUGUCCUUUUGUA